UUAUUGCUAGUAUGAUUAUCAAUUUUGAAAUUAAUUUUGAUUAUCAAUUUGCGCAUGCGUUUAGAUCGCGGUCUAGAUUCGAGGCACUAAACACGUCAUGUGAUGCAACAGCCACGCCCAUUUUAUUCGAGUGAGCUGGCCACGCCCUUCUAUGGACUGAUCGCCGGAUCGAUCUCUAGUUCUACACAAGAUGGGAGGUUUCUUUAGCCGUAGAAGGAGAACAGCGGAGGCUGAUGAUGCUCCUAGAGGCCCCAGUAGAGUCAGUGAGCAGGACAAGGCUGUACUGGAGCUUAAGAAGCAGAGAGACAGUUUGAGAAAGUACCAGAAACGGAUCAACACUCAGAUGGAGAAGGAGAGGGAAAUGGCUAAACAGUUCCUAAGAGAUGGCAAGAAAGAAAAAGCAAAGCUCCUGUUGAAGAAGAAACGCUACCUAGAGUCCCUACUGGAGAAGACAGACCAGCAACUGGAGAACCUCCAACAAAUGGUGGACACCAUCGAGUUUGCACAGAUUGAGAUGAAAGUUGUGGAGGGCCUUAAAACGGGUAACGAGUGUUUGGAGCAGAUGCACAAGAUUAUGUCCGUCGAGGAUGUGGAGCAAGUCAUGUCCGACACCCAGGAGGCUAUAGAAUACCAGAGGGAAAUUGAUGAGCUGCUGGGACAGAACCUCACACAAGAAGACGAGGACGCCAUUGCCGAGGAGCUGGAGAGUAUUAUACAGGCUAGUCUACAGACUAGUCUACCAGAGGUUGGCUCUAAACCACUGGAUACAGAGGAUGACAUCAUCGAUGAAUUGCCUGAGGUGCCCACGACAGACCCAACAUUAGCUGAGGAAGGAGAGACGGCUACUAAACAGAAGAGACAAGCAGUUCCAGCCUAACAUUCAUGUUUGUAAUAGGACAGUUAAUUAAUAGUGUAUUAAUUUUUGUUGUCAAUCGUGUGUUGAUAUUAUUACAAUUAUCA
Molecule: messenger RNA, 960 nt
Organism: Halichondria panicea
Lineage: Eukaryota; Metazoa; Porifera; Demospongiae; Suberitida; Halichondriidae
Product: charged multivesicular body protein 6-A-like
Exons: 7
Coding region: 191-877 (228 amino acids)
Biological process (GO): vesicle budding from membrane; late endosome to vacuole transport via multivesicular body sorting pathway
Cellular component (GO): ESCRT III complex; multivesicular body
Source: RefSeq, a predicted model, not a curated record